Messenger RNA from Sinocyclocheilus anshuiensis, 3214 nucleotides. RefSeq names its product keratin, type II cytoskeletal 3-like. Gene Ontology annotation, cellular component: extracellular region. Gene Ontology annotation, biological process: innate immune response; antibacterial humoral response. Lineage: Eukaryota; Metazoa; Chordata; Actinopteri; Cypriniformes; Cyprinidae. Gene Ontology annotation, molecular function: serine-type endopeptidase inhibitor activity. The record is from RefSeq and is a predicted model, not a curated record. Bases 160 to 3183 code for a protein of 1007 amino acids. The transcript is spliced from 13 exons.
UUUGAUCAGGGUUGGAGUUGACCUGAUAUCCUUGGACGGAUCUUUUAAAAGCCUUUAUGUUGCAGCGACACGGUUAUUUGUUUUAGUUUAGUGCGCUUCGCUCUCCGUUUUUCCUGACGCACCAAUUCAACGCAUUUUCCAGCAGAGAUCAUUGUGAGGAUGGUAGCUCGAGUGUACUGCUCGUUGAUUGCUUUUUUAUCGGGUCUGUCCGGAUACUUGAGCAUAACAGACGCCACAGUGAGCUUCCCAAAAAUGGUGGCCGGUUUCUGUCCGAUGAUGCUGACGGUUGUGCCGUCCUGUCGAGGAUGUUUUACUGAUGGAGACUGCUCUGGAGGAGACAAAUGUUGUAUAUUUGAGUCGGGGCCUGUGUGUGUGCCGCCUGUUUCCAUGACCUUCCCAACAAUGGUGGCUGGUUUCUGUCCGAUGAAGCUGACGGUCGUGCCGUCCCGUCGAGGAUGUUUUCUUGAUGGAGACUGCUCUGGAGGAGACAAAUGCUGUAUAUUUGAGUCUGGGCCUGCGUGUGUGCCACCUGUUUCCAUGGAUAGAAUUAUUCAGCAAUCAGUGAUGAAGCCAGGACUGUGUCUGCCCCCAACCUCUGGAAGAAGAUCGUGUACCACGUCCUGUAACAGUGACUCUGACUGUCCCAACAAUGAGAAGUGCUGCAGCAAUGGAUGUGGACAUUACUGUACAGCUCCGUAUACAGUGAAGCCGGGUCUAUGUCCCAAACCGAAGAACAUUCAUGCGUGUGCUGAAAGCUGUUUCCAUGAUGGCCAGUGUCCUGACACACAGAAAUGUUGCCCAACCACCUGUGGCCAUGCAUGCAGUGAACCACAUGGUCAAGGAAAUGGUCAGGAAAGUGGUCAGGGAAGUGUUCACGCAAGUGUUCAUGUAAGUGUUCAGGCAAGUGAUCAUGGAAAUGGUUAUGUAAGUGUUCAGGCAAGUGAUCGUGGAAGUGGUCAUGGAAGUGGUCAAGCUCAGGGAAGCGAUCAGGGAAGCGGUCAAGCUCAGGGAAGCAGUUAUGAAAGUGGAAGCGGUCAAGGAAGCGGAAGUGGUCAGGAAACCGGUCAAGCUCAGGGAAGCAGUUAUGGAAGUGGAAGCGGAAGCAGUUAUGGAAGCGGAAGCAGUUAUGGAAGUGGAAGCGGAAGCAGUUAUGGAAGCGGAAGCAGUUAUGGAAGUGGAAGCGGAAGCAGUUAUGGAAGCGGAAGCAGUUAUGGAAGCGGAAGCGGUCAAGGAAGCGGAAGCGGAAAAGCUCAGGGAAGCAGUUAUGGAAGUGGAAGCAGUCAAGGAAGUGGAAGCGGUCAGGGAACCGGUCAAGCUCAGGGAAGCAGUUAUGGAAGUGGAAGCAGUCCAGGAAGUGGAAGCGGUCAGGGAAGCGGUCAAGCUCAGGGAAGCAGUUAUGGAAGUGGAAGCGGAAGCGGUUAUGGAAGCGGAAGCGGUCAGGGAAGUGGUCAAGCUCAGGGAAGCACUCAGGGAAGCAGUUAUGGAAGUGGAAGCAGUCAAGGAAGUGGAAGCGGUCAGGGAACCGGUCAAGCUCAGGGAAGCAGUUAUGGAAGUGGAAGCGGAAGCAGUUAUGGAAGUGGAAGCGGUCAGGGAAGCGGUCAAGCUCAGGGAAGCAGUUAUGGAAGUGGAAGCGGAAGCGGUUAUGGAAGUGGAAGCGGUCAAGCUCAGGGAAGCAGGGAAGCGGUCAAGCUCAGGGAAGCAGUUAUGGAAGUGGAAGCGGUCAAGCUCAGGGAAGUAGUUAUGGAAGUGGAAGUAGUUAUGGAAGUGAUCAGGGAAGCGGUCAAGCUCAGGGAAGUGAUCAGGGAAGCGGUCAAGCUCAGGGAAGUGAUCAGGGAAGCGGUCAAGCUCAGGGAAGUGAUCAGGGAAGCGGUCAAGCUCAGGGAAGUGAUGAGGGAAGCGGUCAAGUUCAGGGAAGUAGUUAUGGAAGUGGAAGCGGUCAAGCUCAGGGAAGCAGUUGUGGAAGUGCAAGUAGUUAUGAAAGUGGUCAAGCUCAGGGAAGUGAUCAGGGAAGCGGUCAGGCUGAGGGAAUUAGUUAUGGAAGUGGAAGUGGUCAAGCUCAGGGAAGCAAUCAGGGAAGUAGUCAUGGAAGUGGAAGCGGUCAAGCUAAGGGAAGCGAUCACGGAAGUAGUUAUGGAAGGGGAAGCGGUCAGGGAAGUAGUUAUGGAAGUGGAGGUGGUCAUGGAAGCGGUCAAGCUCAGGGAAGUGAUCAGGGAAGCGGUCAAGUUCAGGGAAGUAGUUAUGGAAGUGGUCAUGGAAGCAGUCAAGCUCAGGGAAGGGGUCAGGGAAGCGGUUAUGGAAGUGGAAGUGGUCAUGGAAGCGGUCAAGCUCAGGGAAGUGAUCAGGGAAGCGGUCAAGCUCAGGGAAGUGAUCAGGGAAGCGGUCAGGCUGAGGGAAUUAGUUAUGGAAGUGGAAGUGGUCAAGGAAGCGAUCACGGAAGUAGUGAUGGAAGGGGAAGCGGUCAGGGAAGUAGUUAUGGAAGUGGAGGUGGUCAUGGAAGCGGUCAAGCUCAGGGAAGUGAUCACGGAAGUAGUCAUGGAAGUGGAAGCGAUCAGGGAAGAGGUCAAGCUCAGGGAAGCGAUCAGGGAAGUAGCUAUGGAAGUGGAAGUGAUCAGGGAAGAGGUCAAGCUCAGGGAAGCGAUCAUGGAAGUAGUUAUGGAAGUGGAAGCGGUCAGGGAAGUAGCUAUGGAAGUGGAGGUGGUCAUGGAAGCGGUCAAGCUCAGGGACGCGAUCACGGAAGUGGAAAUGGUUAUGAAAGUGGAAGCGAACAGGGAAGAGGUCAAGCUCGGGGAAGCGAUCAGGGAAGUGGUUAUGGAAGUGGUCAAGCUCAGGGAAGCGAUCACGGAAGUAGUCAUGGAAGUGGAGAUAGUUAUGGAAGUGGAAGCGAACAGGGAAGAGGUCAAGAACAGGGAAAUGGUUAUGGAAGUGCAAGUAGUUAUGGAAGUGGUCAAGCUCAGGGAAGUGAUUACGGAAGUAGUCAUGGAAGUGGAAGCGAUCAGGGAAGAGGUCCAGCUCAGGGAAGCGAUCAGGGAAGUAGCUAUGGAAGCGGUCAAGCUCAGGGAAGUGAUCAGGGAAAUUGUCAGGGAUGUGGUUAUUGAAAUGGGCAUUUUGCAUAACCUUUACUGGAGAUCUUUUCAAUUCAGAGCUUUAUUCAUAUGGCAUGUUUUCCUUGUUUGCUCGGUUUAGAAAUCAAUCAAAUAAAGAAUUUCUUGAUUUA